Molecule: messenger RNA, 816 nt
Organism: Exophiala oligosperma
Lineage: Eukaryota; Fungi; Ascomycota; Eurotiomycetes; Chaetothyriales; Herpotrichiellaceae
Exons: 1
Coding region: 1-816 (271 amino acids)
Biological process (GO): chromosome segregation
Cellular component (GO): kinetochore; Mis6-Sim4 complex
Source: RefSeq, a predicted model, not a curated record
AUGCCACCACCAAACGAACGUCAAAUCUUGACAUCUUACCUCCUCCACCCAUCUCCUUUACCGACAAUCCUCCCCUACGCCUCUUUUCAAUCCCUUUUUCCCUCUGCAACGAGCCGCACCACCCACAAGGACAUCAAACCGUUUUAUCGAAACCUUCAAUCCCAGCGCGAUGGCACGCUAGACGAUGUACGCCGCCGGAUACGUGAUGAAUGCCGACGCAGCACGUUCCUGACGACCCGUCUCGCGAGACAGAUCACCAGGGAAGAACAGUCAAACCCAACUAGCCGAAAACGUAAAUGGUCAGAAACGACGACGACGACGAGAGACCAAGAAUGUGACGACACCUCCAGUGUGGAUUCAGAUAUCGAAGAAGAAAAUCCACGACUUAACGACAAGGACAAUUCUGACUACACAGAUGUCGAGACUGACAAUCAAGUCGAAGUGGAUUUGGAUACCCGUCUACAUGGCCCCCACGGUUCGACGAUCCCUUCGACCACGGCCCGACAGCACCACGGCGCGACAUCUCUCCUCGACGCGAUGAAGACUGCAAGUUCCGACCUUCAAGACGAGAUAUCGUCUCUCGAGGCCCAAAUAGCCGCCGUACAGGCCCAGUGCCAGGAGAGUCUGGGUAACCUGAGUGAUUUACGAUACGGUCGGUUCUCGCAAACUCGCGUCAGUGCACAACAGAGUGGUGUGGAUGGACGCAACGACGACGGCACGUCAAUACAUUCGCAGCAGCAGCAGCAGCAACAGGGCAUUGAAAAGGAAGUGGUCGAUGCCCUCGCAGAGUUCAGGGCACGGUUGCAGACUGUGUAA